Molecule: messenger RNA, 1584 nt
Organism: Paramecium tetraurelia
Lineage: Eukaryota; Ciliophora; Oligohymenophorea; Peniculida; Parameciidae
Exons: 3
Biological process (GO): transmembrane transport
Molecular function (GO): transmembrane transporter activity
Source: RefSeq, a predicted model, not a curated record
AUGGAAGAAAGAAACCCCUAAUCAAUUGGUUAUUCUAAUGGAAUAGCGUUAGCAACUGUGCAUGGAGGGAACGAACAAAAUAAAUUACUUCAUAAAAUAAGUGAAUCAAGUAGUCCCAUGAAGACUGAUUUUUAAAUAACUUAGAGCAAAGAAAUCUACACGGAUGAAGAAAUGAAAAACUUCACCAAGAGAGGAAUAAUCUCACUGGUGGGAGGAGUAAUUUUACAUUUAGAAUUGGGAACUUUCUAUGUUUGGGGCUCAAUAAGUCCUUAUGUCGCUGCUUGGAUGAGAGAAAAGGACAAAGAAGUGACUCUAAACUUUAUGGCAAUCAUCUUCCCAAUCCUAGGAGUAAUAACCAUGUCAGUUCUAUCCUUCGGUAUAAAAAUAGCUGAAAAAAUCGGAUUAAAAGUUACAAUAGGAAUAGGUUCAUUCACUAUUGCUCUUGCUUUUUUGAUAAUCUCUUUUAUCUAAGAAAUAGGAGGGUUUAUAGCAGUCUAUUGUAUAAUGGUUGGAAUAUCUGGGGGAUUACUAUAUAUGCUACCAAUUAUUUGUGGAUGGAGAUACUUUCCUAAUAGAAGAGGAUUAGUAUCAGGGAUGACAAUAGGUGGAUAUGGAUUUGGAUCAUUUAUCUUCAAUUUCGUAUGCAAAGCAAUAGCAAAUCCAAAUAAUCUAAAGCCUACAGUGGUGGAGGUGGAAGAUGGAAAAGAUGUGAAAUACUUUGACAAUGAAGUAGGAGACAAAGUGCCAUUGAUGUUGCAAGUCCUUGCUGCAAGUUAUCUUGGAUUGGGAAUUAUAGCUACGAUUAUGAUCAGGUAUCCAUCUGAAAUAGAUCCUGAUAAAAUGUUGGCUACAUUGGAAACUGAAGAAUUAAAGAAGAGAAAAGAAGGAGCUGAUGCACCUCCACCUCCAGUAUUACCAGCUCAUAAGGAAUGUGUUGAGAUUGGUCGAGGUAUGAGACAUCCAACUUUUAUAAUUCUCUAAUUGAUUGUGUUGAUGUCAUGUACAUUUGGUAUGUUGAUAUCUAAUUGCUACAAAUACUAUGGAUUAGAAUUGGGAAUAGAUGAUGCCACAUUAACAGCCACUGGUUCUGUUGCAGGAGUUAUGAAUGGAUCAUCUAGAUUCUUUUGGGCCACUCUAACAGAUAAGACUUCAUAUAAAUUCACAUUUACUCUAAUUUCAAUCCUCAAUCUGGUUACUACAUCCAUUCUCCCAUAUAAUAAGGAUGGUAUUGGCUAUCUUUUAUUGAUUGCUGUUGUCUACCUUGCUGAAGGAGGAUUGUUGGCUACCUAUCCUGUUAUUUGCGCUAAGAUAUAUGGUAAGAAGAUAGGAGGGUUGAUGUACGGGUUCAUGUUUUUCUUUGUUGGAGUCUCGAAUAUGAUUGGAUAUCUACUUUAUGCUUUUGCUAGGAAGAAGAUUAAAUGGGAGGGAGUGUUUUGGAUUUGCUUCGCAUUGAAUGUUAUUGGAAUCAUUUUGGGGUUGAUUCUUAAGGAAACGGGAUAUGAUUGGAGAGAUUAGGCAGUGAUCGAUGCGGAGAAGGAGAGAGAAUUAGAAAAUAAGGGAUAAUUAGCUGCAAAUCAAAAUUGA